Molecule: messenger RNA, 3489 nt
Organism: Larimichthys crocea (large yellow croaker)
Lineage: Eukaryota; Metazoa; Chordata; Actinopteri; Sciaenidae
Gene: bhlhe41
Product: basic helix-loop-helix family, member e41
Exons: 5
Coding region: 357-1652 (431 amino acids)
Biological process (GO): regulation of DNA-templated transcription
Molecular function (GO): protein dimerization activity; DNA binding
Source: RefSeq, a predicted model, not a curated record
CGCUACGUCCCUAUAGGAGCAGCGGCGAUAGCUGCCAUAUCACAGAGAAGGUCUAAUUACCGGACUUUGUGCUGGUGCAGGCUACACGUGAGUCGGAAGCUGUUCCCCUACCGGAGGCGCGCGUGCGCUCUAACCACAGCACCGACGGCUUUGCGAAGUGGCAGCUCAGGGAACUAUAGACAUCAGUCUGAACCGAAGCCUCUACUGGAGGACACGCACCGUGCAUCAUCUCUCUCUCUCUCACACACACACUCUCUCUCUCUCUCUCUGCCGUCCGUCCGCGGGUCGUGGAAUAACAACACAUUUUCCUCUCAAAGAGGCUCAGGAGCGAAUAUCCAGCAGCAGCGGAGAAAGUGAUGGAUGAAAGAAUACCGCAUUUACAGGACAGACAGUUCAUGGAGCACGCAGAUUUCUUGGGGGUGGAUUACCCCUCUCUCUACAUGUGCAAGUCCAAAAGAGGAAUAAAACGGGAGGAUGGUGGGAAGCAGGACGCAUACAAGUUACCACACCGGUUGAUAGAGAAGAAGAGGAGAGACAGAAUCAACGAAUGUAUUGGGCAGCUGAAGGAUUUGUUACCCGAACACCUAAAGCUAUCGACGCUCGGGCAUUUGGAGAAAGCAGUUGUCUUGGAGUUAACAUUGAAACAUUUAAACGCACUGACUGCUGUCACUGAGCAGCAGCACCAAAAGAUCAUUGCUUUGCAGAGUGGGGACCGGUCGAUGAAAUCUUCCAUUCAUGCAGAUCUGGAUGCGUUCCACUCCGGGUUCCAGGCCUGUGCCAAAGAGGUCCUGCAGUACCUGAGCCAGUUUGAGAACUGGACGACACGAGAGCAGAGGUGCGCGCAGCUCAUCAACCACCUUCACAAGGUGCUGGCGCAGUUCCAGGCCGGCGCGCCGCCGCUCCAACACCAGCUACCCGCCGGGGACUCACAGGAUGGGCAGAAAGCCGACAGCCAAGCUAACUGUGUCCCGGUCAUCCAGAGGACCCAAGGCGGGGAGCUUAAUGAAAAUGACACAGACACGGACAGUGGAUACGGGGGCGAGGCUGAAAAGAGUGAUGGCAAAGAUAAAGAAUGUGAGCGCAAUAAGGCGCAGGGACAUAAGGCGGUGAAGAUCAAGCAAGAGUUUGGAGAUGAUCGCGCUGCCAAAAAACCAAAGAUGAACUGGCCUGGGAGCGGGAUAGGGGGCACAGAUCCAACCAGACCCGAUCUGGCUUUAAUGAACUCUCUGAUGGGAAUAAGCAGUGUGGGACAGCAGACACCUAUUUGCAUGCCUUUCUACUUCAUCAACCCCUCAGCUGCCGCGUCCUAUAUGCCUUUUUUCGAUAAAAGCAACAUUGAGAAGUACAUGUACCCAGCAGCGGCCGCUCUAGCGUCCCCUUUCCCCUGGCUAUACCCGGCACACGCGUCAGCAGCGGCGGCUGCGGCUGCUGCUGCCGCUUUCCCGAGUUUGUCUGCGCAUUUUGGAGCCUCUUCCCAGUCCAAGGACUCCCACGGUCCAGACAGCGACGAGUCACACGAGGCUGAGACAGGCUCACCUGAGGAGCGCGAGGAAAGUCCCGCGAGUGAAGACGGGGAGGGUGACGUAGAUGACACGUUCCAGGAGAGCAAGAAUAGCCCACAUGAUCAGUUCUCUGCCUGCCAAACGAGCUAAUUUGUCUGUGUUACCUUUCCGUGCAUUCUGAGGAGUUUAUGUAUUUCUCUCUUCUUCUUUUCUUUCUUUUUUUUUUUUUUUUAAUUAGGCGAGUUUUAAAACGAGGUUUCUCGGAAGAGUUUCUCAUGUACAGUAUCUUGAAACAGGGGAUAGUUGUGACGGUGCGUGCCUUUUGCACUUAUGCUAGAUUAAUCAGUUUAGAUGAUUAUCGACAAUGAUUGACAUUAAUACAUGGCUGUGUUGUGCUGGAGUUAGUUUUUUAUCCUCUUUGAUAAAAAUAUUUUGAAAUGGCAGCAUUGGUGCCAAAACUUUGAGUACAACAGUGCGCAAUAUCCCAAUCAGCGAGUCUCUCUUUGGAUGUAUUAAGUUGCAACUGACCUCUGCCAAGGUUGUUAAGAGCUUGGCUGACUCUGACUGUAAAUAUUAUUACCUGAAAGACAGUCUGAUUCAUGAACAUGUAAAUGUGCACUAAAGGGGGCCUAUAAAAGAAGUGCUCCUGGAAGUGUAACGCCCUCAAGUACCUCAUCCCCAACUUUGCAUGGGGUAGGCUGAUUGGGAGGCACAUUAGUGUCCCUCCUGAGAAGAAGUGAAUGGUACCCCCUUCCUAAUAAACACACCGUCUCCAUAAUUAACAAAAAAAUAAAUAAAAAAAUACAAAAAAAAAAGCUACUUUACACUUUGAUAAUAAUAUGGCAAAGGUAUUAUGCCUGAUUGCCCUCAAGUCAUUUUUACAGAUCUGAGUUUACUCUGGUUUCCUUUUUCUGUUUUUUCUUGUGAGGGGAAAAAAAAGCAAUCACUGAAAUAAUUCAGAAUAAUGAAAAGAAGAAACCCUUCAUUCACAAGGGGCUGCUUGACCAGCAUAUUGUACGUUCCUCUGAAUGAAGCAUUUCAGCACAGAGAUGCAGUGACCUCCUGUACCUCCAGGAAACGUUGUAGGAUAGCACCUUAUAGAUCUUUGAUAUUGAAUGUACCUGUAUUUUCCCAGCUGUCAAAGUUUGUAUGUAGAAUGAUCUUUACUCUUUUGAGACGUAAAGUGCACUUUUUUCUGCUUUUACCCCACCCCCCAAAACAGUCACCUCAUCAUUUUAAAUUUUAAACAGUCUAUCACUGUAGUUCACUCUUUAACCUUUUUAUUGUGUUGUCUUGAAAUAAACAAAAACAUUUCAUUUUUAAAAGAGAGAGCAGAGACACCAUAUGCGUUGUGAUGAUUUCACACAGUAAAGCCGUGGUUGCUUGAUUUAACAAAACAAAACCUAUUUUCUAGCUCUUUCAGGGCAAAAAUGAUUCAAAUCAUAAUCAGAUUUGAAAUCCCUGCACACCACUACAUGCCAGACUAUCCCCAUUUCUGUGUUAUAUGCUAUCAUUAUGUGAAACUUUGCUUUUCAAAUAUUUGACAAAGGUGGGGAAGAAGCUGUGGUCAUGGGACCAUCAGCUCUGAUCAUAGCAGUUUUAUGAACUUUAACUUUACCUUGGCCUGUUUUCUAAGAGAUUAAUUCCUGCAAGUGUAGUGUUGUUCCGCUUUUUUUAAGUUUCACAUGUGACUGAAUAAACAGAUAAUUUCCAUUGUAUUUUGCAUACAUGACAUUGCUUUUGUAGUUUUCCUCAGCUGGUUUUGCCUCAAAUCUGUUAUCAACUGUUAUGUAAAGUGGCAUGUGCGUCUGUAAAUAGAUUUUUGUGAAUAUACCAUAAAGUAUACAUGUCUAUGUCAAUGUUGUAGAGGUCUAUGGAUUUUUUUAAAAGACUUAACUGAGCAACUGUUGCACAUUUCGUUAAUGCUUUACACAUAUGCUGUUCUAAAUUAUUGCUGAUGAGUUGUAAAAUAAAUAUCAAAACUAAA